UCCAGUGCACACGCAUAUCUAACAGCGCUUAUAUUUUUUGUCUUUUUAUCCGAGCAAAUCAGCAGAAAGUAUUAUUUUCUUUGGAAUAUUCUCCGUUAAAAACAGUGGGAGAGAAAGGUGUGGAGACCUUUUACACGUCGGUGUGAAUUCCUUGGUUUUUUUUAUUCUUUUCAAAGAAAAUGUGCGGACUAUUAGUAUAACCGCCAACGUCACGAUGAGGUACGGCUUGGUGGUUCUUUCUGCCGGCUUUUCAGGUUUGCUCAGUUUUUGCCUCCUGGCCGUGUCAAUCGGAACCGAUUAUUGGUACAUUAUCGAUGUGAAUAAACCCAAUUAUGACUCAGAGGAGCUGAGUUCCUACUCUGGAUUGUGGCGAAUCAAUGAAGGACCGAACAGGACUUCCAUCAUCUCUUCUUUCAGCGCAAACACGUCCGCCUUGUCUGAGGUGGAGCGCCACCUUCUCGGCCUACACAAAGCGGUGGUGAUCGUAUUGCCUCUGGGCUUGGUGCUGCUUGUGUUCGGUUGGAUUUUCGGGGUGGUCAGCUCCAUGGCCGUCAGCCCCAAGCUACUGUGCGGAACCGCUUUCUACUUUCUCAUCUGCAGUCUUUUCACCCUGACCGGAGUAACCCUCUACAUUCAAUACUCCAAUAAGGCUAUGGAUGAAUUCAAGCGGGUGGUGGCCCCGGAGGAGUUGGCCUACGUGAACGUGUCGUUCGGCUGGUCCUUCGCCCUGGCGUGGGUCUCCUUCGCUCUGGAGCUGGCGGCCGGCCUGCUCCUCUUGCUGGCCGCCAAAAUCACCCAGAUGAAAGGUCGCUACGACUGCGGCGUCGCCGUUACUUUGUGAACGGCAAAAAUCCAAAGAUGGCACGCUCGACCUUUCGCUAAGCUGCACGCCUCUCAAAAUGGCAGUGUUCCCUUUAGUGGGAAAAAAGUCCCAAGCUAACACUAAAAAAGCACUGCAGGCCUUUUUUGCUGCUACUUAUGUCUGAAAUAUCAUCUUUCUCCAAAUUUGAUAAUGUUCCUCCAGGGAGUGCAGACAGUGCCGCUUUUCUGAAGCUUGAUGCUAGCAACGGUAACUAAGGUAGAGCGGGUCUUAGCGAAAGGUCAGUACCUUUAGGGGGAAAAAUUGCUAGAAAAAAAGAGCAUUUUAUUCUGUGCAGACUGUACAUGAAGGUCAAUUUAGUUUCUUACUGUACAUACGGUAAAUGUGUGGUGUGGUCACUUUCGUUUCAUUUCUUAUUGUAUGUAAACAUAUUGUGCAUUCUGUUCAGUUUUAUUGUUUAGUAGGCAAUCCGCUUGUGAUUAUAUAAAUAUAGCAGCAGGGGAAAUCAACAAAAACAUUUGAGAUUUACUGAAGCUCUGUUGUGCUUUGAUCAAAAUGUCACAGGAGACAAGGUGCAUUAUGAAUUAUUUUGUUUUUUUUUUAUCACGUAUUAAUAGGAUUUAUAUGUAACAGGUGAAAGGGGUUGUCCAGGGGCGGUCUGUGGAGGGGUAGGGGCUGUGGCCCGGGAGUCAUUGAAAGACCGGCCCACGUCAUAGACGGUAUUCACUAACCUUGGCCUGAACUUAUUCAGAACUAUGGAUUUACAGUUCCACAAAAAUGAGAACUGUAACCUGAUCAAAGUAUGCAUUUAGGACUUAAUUCAAACUUUCUAAAUUUGGGUACUGUAAAAAUGCCUCGUUUUGAGUCUGGGAGUAGUCAAAGAGGUCACUGACUAAUAUUCACCAUCCUUGGCCAGAACUUAUUCAGAACUGUGGAUUUACAGUUCCACAAAAAUGAAAACUGUAACCUGAUCAAAGUAUGCGUGUAGGACUUUUAAUUCCAACUUUCUAAAUUUGGGGUACAGUAAAAAUGAAACGUUUUGAGUGUAGUAGUAGUCAAAGAGGUCCACUGCUAAUAUUCACCAUCCUUUGCCAGAACUUAUUCAGAACUGUGGAUUUACGGUGCCACAUUAAUGACAACUGCAACCUGAUCAAAGUGUGCGUGUACUGUAGGACUUUUAUUCAAACUUUCAAAAUUUUGGGUCCAGUAAAAAUGAAACGUUUUGAGUCUAGUCGUAGUCAGAGAGGUCCACUACUAAUAUUCACCAUCCUUCACCAUUUUUGUCCAGAAUUUUAUCAGAACUGUGGAUUUACAGUGCCACAAAAAUGAGAACUGUAACCUGAUCAAAGUAUGCAUUUAGGACUUUUAAUUCAAACUUUCUAAGUUUUGGUACAGUAAAAAUGCAUCGUUUUGAGUCUGGGAGUAGUCAAAGAAGUCCAUGAUUAAUAUUCCUCAUCCUUGGCCAGAACUUUUUGAGAACUGUGGAUUUACAGUUCCACAAAAAUGAGAACUGGAACCUGAUCAAAGUCAACAUGUAGGACUUUUAAUUCAUUUGUCUAAACAUCGGUACAGUAAAAAUGCGUAGUUUUGACUACGUCAGUAGUCAGGGAGGUCCACGACUAAAAUUCACAAUUUUUGUCCAGAACGUACUCAGAACUGUGAAUUUACAGUACCACAAUAAUGAGAACUACAACCUGAGUAAAGUUCACGUGCAGCACUCUUAAUUUUUGUACAUAUCGGUACAGUAAAAAUGCAUCGUUUUGAGUAUGGGAGUAGUCAGAGAGGUCCACUACUAAUAUUAAUCAUUCUUGUCCAGAAUUUAUUCAGAAAUGUGGAUUUACAGAACCACAAAAAUGAGAACUGUAACCUGAUCAAAGCCCACAUGUAGCAUUUCUAAUUCAUUUUUCUAAAUAUUAGUACAGUAAAAAUGCAUCGUUUUGAGUACGGGAGUAGUCAGGGAGGUCCACUACUAAUAUUCACCAUUCGUGUCCAGAAUUUAUUCAGCGCUGUGGAUUUACAGUACCACAAAAAUGAGAACUGUAACCUGAUCAAAGUAUGCAUGUAUGACUUUUAAUUCAAAUUUUCAAAAUUUUGUUGCAGUCAAAAUGCAUCGUUUUGAGUCUGGGAGUAGUCAGAGAGGUCCACUACUAAUAUUCACCAUCCUUAGCCAGAACUUAUUUAGAACUGGAUUUACAGUUCCACAUAAAUGACAACUGGAACUUGAUUAAAGCCCACAUGUAGGACUUUUAAUUCAUUUUCUUAAUAUUGGGACAGUAAAAAAUACAUAGUUUUGAGUACAGGAGUAGUCAGAGAGGUCUACUACUAAAAUUCAUCACCCUUAGCCAUAACGUAUUCAAAAUUGUGGAUUUACCAUGCCACAUAAAUGACAACUGCAACCUGAUCAAAAUAUGCGCGUAGAACUUUUAAUUCAAACUUUCUAAAUUUUGGGUACAGUAAAAAUGAAAUGUUUUGGGUCAAGUAAUAGUCAGAGAGGUUUACUACUAAUAUUCACAAUCCUUUGCCAGAAUUAUUCAGAACCGUGGAUUUACAGUUCCACGAAAAUGAGAACUAAUAUAAUAACCUGAUCAAAGUAUGCAACUUGGACUUUUAAUUCAAACUUUCUAAAUUUUAGAAUUAGAAAUUAGCAUUUCUAAUUCAUUUUUCUAAAUAUUAGUACAGUAAAAAUGCAUCGUUUUGAGUACGGGAGUAGUCAGGGAGGUCCACUACUAAUCACCAUUAUUGUCCAGAAUUUAUUCAGCGCUGUGGAUUUACAGUACCACAAAAAUGAGAACUGUAACCUGAUCAAAGUAUGCAUGUAUGACGUUUAAUUCAAAUUUUCAAAAUUUUGUUACAGUAAAAAUGCAUCGUUUUGAGUCUGGGAGUAGUCAGAGAGGUCCACGACUAAUAUUCACCAUUCUUGUCCAGAAUUUAUUCAGAACUGUAGAUUUACACUAACACAAAAAUUAGAACUGUAACCUGAUCAAAAUAUGCAAGUUGGACUUUUAAUUUGGACUUUUGAUUCAGUUAAAAAAAAAAAAAAAAAAAUGCAUCGUUUUGAGUCUGGGAGUAGUCAGAGAGGUCCACGACAAAUAUUCAUCAUUCUUUCCCAGAAUUUUAUUAGAACUGUGAAUUUACAGUACCACAAAAAUGUGAACUGUAACCUGAUCAAAGUAUGCAUGUAGGACUUUUUAAUUCAAAUUUUCUUAAUUUUGGUACAGUAAAAAGAGUCUGGGAGUAGUCAGCUAAGUCCACUACUAUAAUUGAUCAUCCUUGGCCAGAAUUUAUUCAGAACUGUGGAUUUACAGUGCCACAAAAAUGUGAACUGCAACCUAAUCAAAGUACGCAUUUAGGACUUUUAAUUCAAACUUUCUAAAUUUGGGUGCAGUAAAAAUGCAUCGUUUUGUGUCUGGGAGCAGUCAGAGAGGUCCACCACUAAUAUUCACCAUCCUUGGCCAGAACUCUUUAAAACUGUGGAUUUACAGUUCCACAAAAAAUAGAACUGUAACCUGGUCAAAGUCCACAUGGAGAACUUUUAAUCCAUUUGUCUAAAUAUUUCUACCGUAAAAAUGCAUAGUUUUGACUAUGGGAGUAGUCAGAGAGGUCUAUUACUAAAAUUCAUCAACCUUAGCCAGAACGUAUUCAAAAUUGUGGAUUUGCAGUGCCACAUAAAUGACAACUACAGCCUGAUAAAAUUCACAUGCAGGACUUUCAAUUCAUUUUUGUAAAUAUUGAUACAGUAAUAAUGCAUAGUUUUGAGUCUGGGAGUAGUCAGACAGGUCCACUACUAAUAUUGACCAACAUUUGCAAGUAGCUAUUCAGAUUUGUGAAUUCACAGUGCCACAAACAUGACAACGGUAACCUAUCAAGUACUAAAACGACCCCUUGCUCAGGGGAAUCGCAUAAUAUUUUACUGAUGUGAGCUCACAUGUAGAUGGAACGGUUUUAAGAUCAGGAGACUUUAUUUCAUUCUUGAUUGACGACAAUUCUGGUGUUAUAUAUUUUCAUAGUACUGAGAGUGUUUUUAAGGAACAACGCGAGCACCAGUCAACUAACUUGCCGCUCGGUCGGAGUGCAUUUACCGUAAUGCUUGGAUUACUCGAGCGUGCUAAUUUUAGGGUUCGCUUAUUUGACCACGGGCUCAUCGGCUCACCGGAGAAAUCCCCGGUAUGCCAGUCCGUCCGUGGAGGUGUCACUCUGUCAUGUGAGAUGACUGUAAAUAUCGCCUGAGCUAAGCAUGAGUCAACAAUGAUAAGCUGAGGAAAGUGACGGGACUUAAACUGGAAAAUUGCUUCUUUCUAAUUAAUUGAAGGCAAUACUGACAUUUACAUGUGUCAUAAACAAUAGCAGGACAAAGGAGCACAAACAAAUGACAUGAUUUUUUAUAAAUUUGCAUCUGAUUGGGGGCCAACUUUUAUGGAGGUACUCAUAUCUGUUUGUGCACUCUUGUUACUAUAGUGUCUCUAGUUUCACAGUUAGUGAAAAAGUAUUGGAAUGUGUACUAUCAUUUUGGAUUGGUGAGUGUUUUUGUUUUUUGUGGAAACAUGUUUUGAUUUUGUGUAAAGGUGCAAAAUCAAAUAAACUGCAUCAGGGAAGGCUUUAUUCCAUCUUUUGUUGAAAACACAUUUUCUGCUAUUGACGCAAUCAACAUCCAAUCCACUGACUAAUUGCUACAUAGUAAACUAAAAGUAAUUGACCUCGAGUCCGAUAAUGACUAUAAUGGCCUUAACAUAUUCACUGCUGUUGUUGUUCAUUCGCCCCCUCACAGUCUAAAUGGAUUGGACGCAGUGGUAGAUAAAAGUACAGAUACAGGAGGAAAUACAGUGGGGCAAAUAAGUAUUUAGUCAACCACUAAUUGUGCAAGUUCUGCCACAUGAAAAUAUUAGCGAGGCCUGUAAUUUUCAACAUGGUUAAACCUCAACCAUGAGAGACAGAA
Messenger RNA from Corythoichthys intestinalis (scribbled pipefish), 5753 nucleotides. Its product is annotated as transmembrane protein 235-like. The record is from RefSeq and is a predicted model, not a curated record. The transcript is spliced from 4 exons. Gene Ontology annotation, cellular component: apical plasma membrane. Bases 215 to 841 code for a protein of 208 amino acids. NCBI's taxonomy places the organism in Eukaryota, Metazoa, Chordata, Actinopteri, Syngnathiformes, Syngnathidae.